Molecule: messenger RNA, 2651 nt
Organism: Spodoptera exigua (beet armyworm)
Lineage: Eukaryota; Metazoa; Arthropoda; Insecta; Lepidoptera; Noctuidae
Source: the annotation of a GenBank genome assembly
GGUAGUAAGGCGAUAGCGCGCUCGCCUUGACCAUGGCGAAGUACCUAAGAAUAUUAACAAUUUAUCUGAUCGUCCUAACAUGUGUCUGUGUGCAUAGCAAAUCAUCAUUUAAAAUAUGCGUCCCAUCGCAGUACUUAAAAUCGUGUCAAGAAAUGGCGAAUGCACCCACGAAAUCCAAGACCCAGAUUGAAUGCGUACCGGCCAGGGACAGAGUCGACUGCCUAAACUUAGUACAACAACGUCAAGCUGACAUUGUGCCAGCCGACCCUGAAGACAUGUACUGCGCCACGAAAGUGCAGAACCAGGACUUUGUGGUGAUACAGGAGUACAGAACUGUUGAAGAGCCUGAUGCACCGUUCAGAUACGAAGCCGUCAUAGUGGUCCACAAAGACCUGCCGAUCAAUAAUCUGGAUCAACUGAAGGGGCUCAAAUCCUGCCAUACUGGAGUAAACAGAAAUGUGGGAUAUAAGAUUCCGCUGACAAUGUUGAUGAAGCGUGCAGUUUUCCCCAAGAUGAACGAUCACUCCAUAUCACCCAAAGAGAACGAGCUAAAAGCUCUCUCAACAUUUUUCUCAAAGAGCUGCAUCGUUGGCAAAUGGUCGCCGGAUCCAAAAACCAAUUCUGCUUGGAAAAGUCAGUACAGUCAGUUAUGCGCUAUGUGUGAGCAUCCUGAUGUCUGCGACUAUCCUGACAACUACAGUGGUUACGAAGGCGCUUUGAGAUGUCUGGCUACCAAUGGCGGUCAAGUCGCUUUCACUAAAGUUAUCUACGUAAGAAAAUUCUUUGGGCUUCCACAUGGCAAAAUCCCAGCUGGCACUGCUGAACAAGACCCCGAUGGGUACAGCUACCUCUGUGUCGAUGGUUCGAAGGUUUCUGUUAAGGAUAAAGCAUGUACCUGGGCAGCCAGACCCUGGCAAGGACUUAUAGGACAUAAUGAUGUUCUGGCGCAGCUGUCGCCUUUGAGAGAGAAGAUUAGACAGUUGUCUCAAUUUGGCGCUACUACGCGGCCGGGUUGGUUCACCGAAGUGCUAGGGUUGUCGGACAAGAUAUACCACGUCGCCGACAACAUCCCUAUAAAGCCGAUGGAUUACUUGAACAAAGCUAACUACACCGAGGUAAUCGAGAGAGGCCACGGACCGCCCGAACUGAUCGUCAGGUUAUGCGUGACGUCAAACGUAGCCCUCGCAAAAUGUCACAUGAUGUCUGUGUUUGCGUUCAGCCGGGACAUUCGGCCGCGUCUUGAUUGCGUUCAAGAGGCUUCUGAAGCUGACUGCCUGAAGAGCGUACAAGACAACGGUUCAGACUUGGCAAGCGUGGACGAUAUGAGAGUAGCAUCAGCUGCCAACAAAUACAAUUUACACCCAGUCUUCCAUGAGGUUUACGGUGAAGCCAAAACACCAAACUACGCUGUUGCAGUAGUUAAGAAGAAUACACAGUUCAAUAACAUCCAAGACUUGAGAGGGAAGAGGUCUUGUCACAACAGAUACGGUACAUUCAGUGGCUUAGACGCUCCUCUUUAUUAUCUCAUCAACAAGAAAGUAAUUUCUAGUGGUCAGUGUAUCAAAAACUUGGCCGAUUUCUUCAGCGAGGGCUCAUGUUUGCCUGGAGUCGACAAGCCGGAAAACAAUCCCAGAGGGGAUGACGUAACGAGACUUCGCAAACAAUGUACAGGAGACGACAGCCCACUGAAAUGCCUUCAAGAAAACCGCGGUGACGUAGCAUUUGUUUCAAGCGCUGAUCUCCCAAGCUUCGACGCAUCAGAGUACGAAUUACUCUGUCUUAACCGUGAAUCUGGCGGACGGGACGCCCUCGCACAAUACAGUACCUGCAACAUCGCGAUGGCACCCUCACGCACUUGGAUGGCCGCUAAAGACUACUUAUCGGACGUCUCUAUCGCCCAUACACCACUCAGUCUAGCCCAGUUACUAGACACCAGAAAAGAUCUGUUCAACAUUUAUGGAGAAUUCCUCAAAAACAAUAAUGUCAUUUUCAAUAAUGCCGCCACUGGUUUAGCUACAACAGAGAAAUUAGACUUUGAGAAGUUCAAGCAGAUCCAUGACGUCAUUUCUAAUUGUGGUGUUGCUUAGUUUAUCAUAAGAUACUUACCCUUUAUUAAGGGCUUUAGGGUUUAAGUUAACUAACUGAAUAAAAUAAAGAACUAUUUUACAUCUUUUGAAUACCUUUUCAAUGGGUAUUAACUUUCAAAAUUAUUAACAAUUAAAAUGGUUCUUUGAAAUACUAACCAGAAGAAGGAGGUCUCAAAAACAAGUCUGAUUAAAUAACUUUUAUUACAUCACUUAUAUUGACAAUAAAUAAAUAAUACCGAAAAAUUUUCACUUUUUAUUUUGGCUCUAAAGAAAUGAUUAUAACGAUGCUAAUAACACAGUGAUUGCAACAGUGAGGCCGAGCAUGGCAUAGCCAGAGGAGUAAACUUCUUUGAUGGUAAGUCCCUUAGCCAUGUCCCAUACAAGAUGUCUGAUUCCAUUAGCAAAAUGAUAGCCGACUGGUGCAGCAAGCAAGAACUUUGCAACAAAUAAGGUUGCUGGAGACAAGUUGAGGUUCUCGAUAAUGGCAAUAUAGUGUGAGAUGUCAUGUGGCAAUACUAAUGCUCCAAUGCCCAGUGCUCCAAAGUAACCCGACAAGAUGAUUCC